Messenger RNA from Microbotryum saponariae, 5346 nucleotides. NCBI's taxonomy places the organism in Eukaryota, Fungi, Basidiomycota, Microbotryomycetes, Microbotryales, Microbotryaceae. The record is from the annotation of a GenBank genome assembly.
AUGGCCUCGACCACAGCCAGUCUCAAUGGCGCUGGCGGCAAGAGAGUCUCACGCGUGCUGUCGACGCUCGAGUUUGAUCGGCUGAUGGCCUCGUCCUCGGCCUCGACCUCGUCGUCGUCGUCCUCGCCCGGCGGCGGAGGUGGCAGCGGCUCCAAUCCGAGCACUGGCUUGACGAGGCUCAGCGCGACCCCUGUGCGACAUGUGCUGGGCAGGGACGAAAGUCGACUCGGGCGAUCAUCGACCAGUCCCUCGGCGCGGGGGUCCUCCAACCGGAAUAUGACCGACGAGGACGAAGAGGACGACGACGAGGGGUGGAACUCAUCGAAUGUCGACUCGUCACCGGACUCGGCCAGGACCACGCGUUCGACGAGGGGUGCCAACACCGCCAUGGGCGCAGCGAUGCAAGGCUUCCAUCGGAAUGCGACCACCGCUUCACCCUUCGCAUCGAGUCGCAAGGGUCAGCCCAAGUCGCGCUCACCCCGCCUGCCUCAUUCGGAUGAGAUCCGACCCGGAGCAGCAGCAAUCGAGUCCCAGGUACGUCACGCGUCACGCGUCACGCGUCGCGCGCCGGACUUUAACGGACUUCUCUCUACCGCCGCGUUCCGGUCACUGCGCGCGGAGUCCAAUCGAGCUGACAAUCCUCAGUGCUUGUUGAAUCUAUAGCCGCGAGUGAUCCCAUUGCCCUCCCCGAUCAAGACAUUGCCGGCUCUACCCCCUCUCCUGUCGAGUACGACUCCCGACAGGUCCCCACUUUUGAAUCGCGACCCGCAAAACCUGACCCCUAUGAACCACCAUCUUCGGCAUCCGGAUGCAUAUCAAUCCAAGUCCAAGUCCAAUACCCCGAACCCACCUGCCUAUGGAAGCCCGUCCAUCUCAAGCUCAAUGACUACAGCGACCACGUCGACCUCGCCGACCCGGCCCCGCUCCAUCUCGGCUGCGACAAGCGGGCGCUACAUCCAGGUGCAGAAUAGGGUGACGUCGGACAAACCGGCCGCAGCUCCCGUGGAUUGGAAUCAGUAUGACAACCAUUCCAAGCAACGCAAAGGAUCAAUCGGAGACGCUUGCUCUCGCGAUGGAGCUGGAGUGGGGGUGGGGAACAAAGGGACUCGAGGCGUAAUGGGCUCGAGCGGGGAGGCCAAGCGGCAGCAGUCGACCUCUGCUUCUUCGUCGUUUGGGAACACGAUGAGAAAGACGAGUCGCUUCUUCAGGAUGGUCACGGGUUCAAGUGCCAGCGCAAGCGCUGCAGGUGCGAAGAACGACUUUGGGACGAGUGCGAGGGGUAUGAAGGUGCGCGCUGGCGCGCCGGAGGAUUCAAGGUUUGCCGCAUAUACUGACGUUUGACCGCCAUCUACAACAGUCCGAGUCAUCGCUACCCCAAGCUAUGACUGCCACAACGCCUAUCGCGUCAACAUUCGCAUCCCGAGGGCCCGUGCCCGCCGUGCCCGCCGUGCCGGCGGCGUAUGCAACACCCCCCAAACCGUCGACUUUGAACGGAACAUCAGCCGCCGCUUCGGCUACAUCGGCCGAGAGGCAGUCGUCGUCAAUCGACCUCGAUAUCAAGCGGACACCCGUCAAGGCCAAGAAAUCGGGCAUGUCCUCUUCCGCCUCGUCGUCGUCGAGGGAAUUGUCCAAGUAUUCGCCUUCGGCGCCGCCUGUAUCGUCGAUGAUGUCCAAGAAGGGGUCACGGAGACGGUCACUCUCGGUUGGGUCUGCCGGGGCCACGGCCCUGGACUACCUAAGACGUUCGGGCAUCGGUUCGCCCGAGACCUCGCCGAAAUUGGACCGAACAGCCCAGAAAAGCGGCGGAACGGGAACUCCGAGAAGCGUGAGCGCGAGCGUGAGGCGAAGCGAGGAGGAGCGACUCGUCAACGAGCUACAGCAAUGGAAGUUGAAUACGGACGGAGUCUUGGAUACCAAAACACCUGUGUUGAUAAAGCCUUCACCGACCAGAACCGAGGGGAUGAGUCGGAGCUCAUCUGCGGGGACACCGAGCGGGCUCGUCGUCGCGAGCGGGCUGCCAAUGUUUGCAACUCGGGAAGCGGCGUUCCGCCCCCGAAUUGGGAGGAGACAACCCAGUUGGAACGAGGAAUCGACCCACGGCAUGCACAGGAGUAAGUCGAGCGACGGCGCCGAAGGCUUGAUGAUCACACCGGAACCAACGAGGAGCAAGAGUCUACCUAACCCCAACGUGGCGGCGCCGAGCGAUGGAAUGAGGAAUGCGGGAGCGAAGGUCGGCGCUGAGGCUGCUCCGACGAUCCGCUUAGUAUCGGCUACUGCGACGGGCCAUGAAGCGGAAGGGCACGAAUGGCGGUCAGGUGUGACCGCCGAAAACGGGCAGGAUCUGACUUGGUCUCCUGAUGGUUCCGCUUCGUCUCCUGUCAUCUAUACCGAAGCGGGGCAUUCGAGGGAUCUGUCGAAUAAUACCAUCAAGACACCUUCUCACUCCCUCCCCGACUCUCCUACGCUCACCGUCCGAUCAGGGAACUCGGCUCUGUCGUUCACGCUCAACGCUGAGUCGACCCUUUCGCCAGCUCAAGCGCAUCGAGUCGAGUCGCAAGAUCAGCUGCGCCCUUCAAACCAGCGCAACCGAGCUUUGAGGUCGAGUGUCGUUGCGUACCCUUUCGGGGCGGCGGGAUCGUCGACGUCUCUUCUCGGCGUCACUUCUCCCGGGUCCAAGGGUCCGACGUCUUUCCAUGGCUCACCCUGUGUCGCCAAGCUCGACACAACUUACCAGACACCCGACGAGUUGUUCACCAAGGCUCAAAGCUUCGCCCAGUUGAUCUGGAACGAGGACGAAGCGUUCGCUCUCCAACCCAAGAAAUAUGCCGAGUGGUUAGGUACCGGCUCGCCCCUCAAUGCUCUUACCUUGUCGCUGUACAUUGAUCGGUUCGACUUUACAAACCUGCGCCUCGAUCUCGCGUUCCGCAAGCUGUGCGGUAAGCUGUACCUCAAGGCCGAAACGCAGCAGGUCGAUCGCAUCCUGGAGCAGUUCUCGAGACGGUACUAUGAGCAACAUGCAACGGACGACUUGGGAAAGAUGUUUAAAAGCAGGGAUGUCGUCCAUGCGGCGAGUUACUCGCUCUUGCUACUCAACACAGAUUUGCAUGUUGUCGAUACAACGAAUCGGAUGACGAGAACGCAAUUCGUCAGGAACACGAUCAGUGCGAUUCAAGCGCAAGUGGAUGGGGAAGGACUCGGGGCGAAAGAGGACGUCUUUGGCUCGACAGUCAAGGCUGCGGACGAGGACAGUCCUGGAAUGAGCAAAAGUCAGAGCUUGAACACGGUCAAGAGUGCUGGUGCGAGCUCGACGAAGCUGGGUGCUCUCGUUGAUGAGGGGCUCGAACCGAUGCUCAAGGUGAGUCGUCGGCCCAUGGACCUCGGAGGAAGGUGGUACCCCAUGUGCUCAUCUGUUUACUCUCCAACAGGAAAUGUACGCUGCGAUCAAAGCCCAACCCAUCUUCCAGCCGCUUUCCUCGACAAGUCCACCGGCCGAAGCAUCACGCUCGUCUGCCUCGCUAAGCCCUGGGACCGGACAACAUCUCAACUCGCCUUAUUCAGCCUGGGCCGGUGGUGUCGCGCGAACGACCUCUCGUCGUAGCGCUAACUCGACCUUGUCGUCGUCUUCGGUUGCGUUCAAACGCCAAUCGAUCCGAGGCUUUGGCGGCUUCCUUGGCGCUUCUACGUCAAGCGCGGACGUCAGGAGCACUUCUCCUACGCCGAGUGCAGCGACGUCGAUGUCGGACGAUCGAUACUCUUCCUCAACGUAUGGCUUCCACCAACACCAUCACGUCCCUACGAUAGGAUUCGCCAACUCGUUGUCGCACACCAUCAUUCGGGAACAGCAAGAAGAUGACACCGCUUCGGACGGAGGUGCCUCGGUCACGUCCGUGACGGACGAGGAAUUGGCCUUGUUGGGUGCGCCGUGGGCCAAGGAGGGAUUGCUAUGGAGGAAACACUACUGGGAGAGCGCAGGCAAGAGGUCCAAGGAGAAGUCAUGGCUGUACGCAUUCGUCGUCAUAUCCGCCGGGCAAGUAAAGAUGUUCCGGUUUGAUGCAGGAGGUGGGGGAUCCAUGAGGGGGAUGGGCGGUGGAAUGGGCGGUGGAGAUUGGACAGUCAGUUCCUAGAAGGUCGUCGAGAGCUUAAAAGACUAGCGAGACUGACCCAUUCUGCCCUCGCUUGCACUCCAGUCAAACGCUCAAAACGUUGGGGAAGUCUCCCUCAUACACGCCUUGUGUUCGGCGAUGCCUCCACCGGGUUACAGUCGUGACCGGCCUCACUGUUUCGUUCUCACUUUGCCCUCGGGAGGUUCCUAUUUUUUCCAAGCCGGCACGCCCGAUCUCGUCGCCGAAUGGGUCUCGACGUGCAACUACUGGUCCGCUCGGCUGUCCAAGGAGCCGCUGGCGGGAGGAGUGUCGAACAUGGACUAUGGAUGGGGUCGAGUGUCCAUCGAUACGUUACCCUCGAGCUACAACAACACUCGAGGCGAUACCGACGCUGCCUCCAUUCGAUCAGGUCGCUCGAGCGGAGGAGCCAGCCGAUUCUCCAUCGCCACGGGUGGAGCAUUCGGGAGAGACGCUCCACCCAUGCCAGGCACAACGAGUGCGAACGACCGCAUCGUCGUCAAUGACUGGACACCGCCGAACCAACCUGGAGGCGCCAGUCAAUUGUCCGAGGAGAGUCAACUCGAAGCGCUCAGAAAGUAUGCCGAGAUUGUCAAGAAGGAUCUGGCGCAGCAUAAUGUGAUGAGAGGCCCGAUGAUGCGACUUGUAAGCUGAAACGUCGUAUAGUUCGGUGUUAUGCGUUGGCUGACCUCUUGGAUGGACUUGGCCGUGCCCUGUGCAGUAUUCUCCACGAUCAACGAACGCGGUCAAGUCCCUUGCCAAUUGGGAACGUAAAUCGCAGUACCUUCUCGCCGAGAUCGUCAAAUACCAAACCUACAUCGAGGCCCUGUCGGCUGCGAUCAAGAUGCGGGCGCUCAGGCGCGGACAAAAAGAAGUAGACGCCAUGCUCGAAUCCGCGGACGACGACCUCUCCAUGAACGAGGAGGGACGACACGCCGAGAUGAACGGCGGUGUCACUUUGGACACUGAGGCAGAGAACGAGAGCGAGCUCGGCCACCGGGAUGGUGGCGAGGGCGACGAUUCCGAGCCUACCGUCUCGCAUUCGACGGAUGUCUUCGGUACACCCGAGCAAGUUCCUUUGACGUCGCCGACGCCUAAUUUUGCCAGCGGCGGAUCGAGGACGAAGUACCGCUCGGGGGCGCCGUCCUCGUUGUCGGUCACGACGAACGGAACCCAGGAAGAUGUGUUUUUCGACACCGAGACGCGCGCGAGUGACACGAUUUAG